GAGUACCCUGCACAAGACUCAUAUUUCCAAACUUACCAUCUCUGUCCAGCCUUGGAGCACUGUUGCCACAUUACAGUGAGCAGACAGGAACUCUCACAGAUGCUGUACUGAGAAUGCAGUCACUGUUUUCCCUACAACAGCGCAGCAGAGCACUACAUAAGUCUUGCUCACAGCUGGGAGGAGGACAGCCUUACCAGCAGCCUGAGCAGGAGCUGGGAAGUUUUGUGCUCUUCACACUGCAGGGAAAGCCUCUUUGCAUAAACUCUGCUCACAGGUUAUUAACAUCCUGCAGCAAGCCAUCACUUCAGCCUAAAGGUCUGUGGAAGAAGUAAGUGACGCAUGAAACCAGAUUAAAUUUUACAUCUAUUCACUCAGGAUCCUGAUGAGUGAUCCACAAGAAGAGGUAGAAGAUGGUGAAUUUCACAGAGAAUGCAACUGAGAAGUGCACUAUUAAUCAUGAUAUCCACCAGAUGUUAUCCCCUGUGGUGUACAUAUUUGUAUUUAUAUUAGGCUUGCCAGCUAACUGCCUUUCACUGUACUAUGGGUAUUUACAGAUCAAGGCUAAAAAUGAAUUGGGUAUCUACCUUUGCAAUUUGACCAUCGCAGACCUGCUCUACAUAUUUUCUUUGCCUUUUUGGCUUCAGUAUGUUUUACAGCAUGACAAUUGGACCUAUGAUGAGCUGCUGUGCAAGAUUUGCGGCAUCAUCUUGUAUGAGAAUAUCUAUAUCAGUGUGGGCUUCCUCUGCUGCAUCUCCAUUGACCGCUAUCUUGCAGUAGUGCACCCUUUUCGGUUUCAGCAGUUUCGGACAAUGAAGGCUGCUGUGAUCGUGAGCAUCAUUAUCUGGACUAAGGAAAUCAUGACAUGCUGCUUUGUCUUUACACAUGGGGAGGUCAGUAUGGAUGCUGAUAGCCAUGUGGUGUGCUUUGAGCAUUACCCCAUCAAAGAAUGGGAGCAUAAUGUCAAUUACUACCGCUUCUCUGCUGGCUUCCUUUUCCCCUUCUUCCUACUGGCCUUCUCUUACUGUGGGAUUUUACGAGUUGUCCACAAGAGUCCCGGAACUCAAAAGAAAAAGAAAAUCCAAAUUAAACGCCUGGUUUCAAGCACUGUUUUCAUUUUUUUAGUUUGCUUUGGACCAUACCACAUCCUCCUUGUGGUUCGAAGCUUGCUGGAGAACAGCUGCUCAUUUGCUGAGAAAAUAUUCAAUAUUUACCAUGUUUCCCUCCUGUUGACUACUUUUAACUGUGUUGCUGAUCCAGUAUUGUACUGUUUUUCCAGUGAAAGCACUUACCAGAACUUUGCCAAGAUGCGAGACUCUUGUUUAACGUGUUUAGGGUAUCUGAAGCCUGAGGCAAAGGAAUCCUAUCCACUGAACACUUCAGAACCUCCCAACAGGCCACAGCAUGAGCAACGACCAGGGUUAUUACAAAUAUCAUCUGAUGGUGCUGAAAUCAAGGACUCCUCCACAACUAACAUGGGUGGCCUAUAGCAGUCAUCAAAAGACAACAUUAAUCUAAAAUUUGCAGUUACAGCCAUGUGAGUGUAUCCGAGUCAUCCAUGUACUACAGUGUUACCUCCCAGAGGCUUAUUAGAAAUGCAGUACAGCAAGGUUGUUUCUGGAUAUGCCUGGGCCUUGGUAAUAGUGAGGAAAGCACACACUGGGUCAGUUCAGUUCCAAUCGUGUUUUUGUUGUCCUUGUGGCACCACUCAAAAACUGUUGUCCUGAUGACUCCAUUGACUGGAAUAAGCUAGUACUCAUGGCAUGUGGUUCUGUUGAAUUUGUCUUUAGCUGCUUUCUGUUUGCCCAGGUAGCAUCUAGAGAAAAUAAUUCUCUAUAAGCUGUCAUCGUAUGUUGAAAAGGCUGGAGAGAGAACAAAUUCAAUAUCCCCAUAUGUACUUUUAAAAAGAAAAAAACAAUCUAUAACUGAAAUAACUUUUUCAGCUGGUUGUGAGGCCUGCAAAGACUGUGCCAGAAGCAGCCUCCUAAACUCGCCAGUCCAAUAAUAUGUGUGGGGCGUCUUCUCCCAGAACAUCUGUUGAGUCCUUCAGUCUGUUGGUUGACUAUUGAAUCUCAGACUGUUGAACCUCAUCAUAAGGCUCCUAUUGACUUCCAAAGUAUGAGAACUCUUGGCUCCAAGGGGGAUAAAUAAUUUGAUCUGUUCACUGGGAGGUUGUUAGUAUGUGAAGUGCUUUGAACUGAUGUGCUUUCCUGAGUCACUGUGUUCAAAGACAAAUUUAAUUACAUCUGAAUCUUGCUACACCUAGCUAAGGUUUGAUUGUGUCCUUUGCAAUUUGUGUGUCUUGUGCAUCAUAGACCAUGCAGGCAAUUAAAUAAAAAUACAGUUGUCAGGGAAACUGGUAAAUGGAUUCUGCUCCCACAGAUACUAUGGCUUGUGGUUUUGUCAUUGUUCAAUAAAUGCAAUAUCAGAAAUAUGAUGUAUGAAUGAUCUGUGUUUCCUGGUUUAGACAGAAACAAAAUACAGGAAUGAGCAGAGAUAAUGGCAAUUGGUGCGUGUUGUGGUCUAUAGCACUGU
Molecule: messenger RNA, 2532 nt
Organism: Melopsittacus undulatus (budgerigar)
Lineage: Eukaryota; Metazoa; Chordata; Aves; Psittaciformes; Psittaculidae
Gene: GPR68
Product: G protein-coupled receptor 68
Exons: 3
Coding region: 411-1487 (358 amino acids)
Biological process (GO): cellular response to pH; G protein-coupled receptor signaling pathway
Cellular component (GO): membrane
Molecular function (GO): G protein-coupled receptor activity
Source: RefSeq, a predicted model, not a curated record